AUCCAUUCAAUCAAUUCAAACAACUUCAAAAUCAAUCAAAUAUCACAUUCUUAUAUAAAAACUUCGAUAUUAUCACCGAAAGACAUACAUACAACUUUUAAUCAUGGCAGAAAACAAUGUUAGUGUUGUUAAUCAACCACAGGUUAAUCAAAGUGAACAAGAGAAGUUGAAGUACCUAGAGUUUGUGCAAGUGGCAGUUCUCCAUGCGAUUCUAUAUGCAUCAAAAGUUUAUGCUUAUGCUAAGGACAAUUCCGGUCCAUUCAAACCAAGAGUCGAGACAAUAGAGGGUACUUUUAAGACUGUUGUCGGCCCUGCAUAUAAUAAGUUCCAUGACACUCCUGUUGAGGUUCUCAAAUUUGUCGAUCGUCAGGUUGACGAGUCGGUAACUAAAUUCGAAAGUCAAGUGCCUCCUUUUGUAAAGGAGAUAUCGGCUAAAACCAAAGAAGUGGCUUCCGAUGUCAAGACAACUGGGGUGGUUCAAACAGCCCAUGGGCUAGCCAAGUCUGCAUACACCAAACUAGAGCCAACUGCCAAAGGACUAUACACGAAAUACGAACCAGUUGCUGAGCAAUAUGCUGUUUCAGGAUGGAACACAUUGAACCAACUCCCACUCUUCCCUAAGGUGGCUAAGGUGGUUGUACCAACAGCAGCUUACUAUUCUGAAAUGUACAACCAGACUGUGCAGCAAACAGCAGAGAAAGGCUACAAGGUUUCUUCAUAUCUACCAUUGGUGCCAACUGAAAGGAUUGCUAAGGUGUUCAACUCUACUGCUGAGCCACAGGCACUAUGAUUAUGUUCUUUGAUUUUUGCCAUAGUUAAUAAUUUGAAUAUAUUUUUUAUGCAAUAUUUUAAUUUCGUUAUUUGUCGGGUUUAGAUUAAUUUGUGGCAUUGAAGGUACUAUAUAUUUCGAACCGAUCGAUGUAAUUAUGAAAAUUGUGUACUUAUUAUUUAUGUCUAGUGUUUAAGGUUUAAUGAUACGUAAUAUUUUGUA
This is a messenger RNA of Erigeron canadensis, 991 nucleotides long. Its product is annotated as REF/SRPP-like protein At3g05500. The transcript has 3 exons. Lineage: Eukaryota; Viridiplantae; Streptophyta; Magnoliopsida; Asterales; Asteraceae. The record is from RefSeq and is a predicted model, not a curated record. The coding region runs from base 104 to 790 and encodes 228 amino acids.